CGAGCUUCUAUGAUUGAAGAACAGUCAUGCGUGGUUUGUUGGGUUUUUUUUAUUUCCAAGGAAGAGCGACAACCAAAAACAAGAACUCUGAUUACAACGUAAGUACUUAUAACCACACGUCGAGACACCACGAAAGCCUAGUAUAGUACUUACGCAAACAACGUUUGCCUUACGCGACUUCUUUAUUUUUUCAUCGGACAUCAACGCAUGAUCGGUCAAUAAAUAGUGCGUUCAAUAUUCUUACAUUCAUAGUGUAAUAACACCUCCUACCUCGUCUUUUUGCUCUGCAGCCCUGUAUCCUGACCAGGAACAGCAAUGGCGCCCCCCGUGAUUGAAGAUCCUGCUCGAAAAGUGCACCAGUACGCCGCCGGUAGCACUGCGCAGCUGGUUCCUCCCGCUGCGGUCCGCGCGGAGAGCCUGCAAUCCCUGCACUCUUCCAUCGGCAUGCACCUGCUGGAGAAUUUUGACUCGAUUGUGGCGCGCCAGGUGAAUACGUUGUCCAUCAACGCGUGGGAACUGUGCGGCAUGAAGAAACUAGGGCAGGGAAAUGAGCUCUUCGGCGUUGGAAAGGGGUUGAAGUUGAAGAUUUUGAGUUUCCUCGGCGACGAGGAUAUGUUUGACGACGAGGUCGACACAUUAUUCGCCGAAAAAAUCCAGAAACAGCAACACCAAGACCACGAAAAGCGUUGCAAGGCGGUGCUGAGGAAAAUAAAACGGGAAAUCACAAAAGCAGUGCAGGCAGACCACUGUACCAAAAGCAAAUGCUUUUGGUGGCGGGCCGACGCACUGGACACGGCGGCCUAUCCCACGGGGCCGCAAACGCCAUCGGACGCGCGAGUUGGCUCGGGCGAUCAAACGUUUUUCGACUUUAGCGAUAUGAGGAUGAUCCGCUUGAUCGAGCAGACCGGGCUCACCGUUGUCUGGUACGGGAUAUACGAUGGGGGUUAUCUGCUGGAAAUUGGAUGGUGAGUGUGGUAUAGAUAUAAAGUAGAAGAAGUAAAAGACAGGCACGAAGAAGCUGAAGCGGAAGCCUCUCCAGGCACAACCGCCAGCACCAUGCGCACACGACAUAACGGACCGACAAUUUUGGUUUUGCUUAUCCUCACCAGGCGCCCGCACGCGGUGUUGGAUUUGGAACUCGCUGUAUGAAUGAAUUUCCGUUUCGCAAUCCUCCUCCUCGUUGGUGACGAGGACGAAGAUAGGAUCCUUUCUUUAAACGAUCAGGAAAGGUAUUUAUUAAAGCGCAAGCAGUAGAUCUAGGUGAAUUAUGAGGCGCAUGAUUUUUCUUCUGCGGUAUGGGACAUUGAUAGGCAAUCUGUUCGUUCUCGCGAUCCGUUCUACGUUUACAAUGUACAUCACGGAGAGCAGAACCUCAUACAUGAAGAUCCUAUCUGAUCUCUGUCUUGUCGUGAUACAGCUCAUCUUUAACCUUCUGAUCUACUUUAUUGAUAUCAAACACAAACUCGUGGUGUAGUACAUGGCUU
Molecule: messenger RNA, 1484 nt
Organism: Amoebophrya sp. A120
Lineage: Eukaryota; Dinophyceae; Syndiniales; Amoebophryaceae
Source: the annotation of a GenBank genome assembly